Danaus chrysippus (African queen) is the source of this 369-nucleotide messenger RNA. NCBI's taxonomy places the organism in Eukaryota, Metazoa, Arthropoda, Insecta, Lepidoptera, Nymphalidae. The record is from the annotation of a GenBank genome assembly.
AUGGGAAAGCGAAAAUCUGACCUUUCAAGACAAACAAGGCGAGCCAGAAGAGCUAAAAUUAGAGCACAACGUAUUGCUGCUGAGCGCAAAAAAGUAGCUUGGUUGAAAUCAGUAGAAACAUUCAUGCAACUUCAAGAAAAUAUGAAAGAUGAUAGUGAACUAAAACCAUUGUCAAUUAAAGAGGAAUUAUCAAUGCAUAGCAGUAAUGACAACUUUUCAUCUUUAAAAAAAGAUCCUUUGUCUGAAAUAAAAGAAACCAUAUUACAAAAGCAGAAUGGGGUCGAAAAUGAUGAUACAGAACAGAGUCCCCCUGAUCUAUUGAAAGUUCUCCGGGUCAGCCCAUAUAGGAAAAAUAUUUUGAAAGUUUAA